UUAAAACUAGCAUAAUUAACAUAGUUAACAUGCCAAACAAACCAAGGGAUCAUUUCUCUUCAAGAAAACUUAUUUGUGUUUGCUGUGGUGAUAAGAAUUUAAAAUGCAUUGAACUGGUAACUGGAAAUCCUUUACUAAUCUUGAUUCAACUGUAUGCCAACACUAACUAUAAUAUGACACUUCUUUCCAACCCUAUUGGAUUAUGUCCAACCUGCAAGAUUUAUUUGUACUCAGCUAAAAAAGGAGAAACUUUAUCACUAGUUACUUUGGAGAGGUGGUUGCUCACAUCAGAGAGAAUAAAGUUACUUCCGAGAUUUAAAGAUAUAAAUAUAGGUGAGACAGUGUCAACAUGUGAUUGCCUGCUCUGUAUCAUGUCAAGAGAUAAAUCCAAAUCUAUAAACCUUCAGGAUGUAUUAAACAUGUACAUUAAUGACCCUGAAGUACCAAAGGAGGUCAUAGAUAAAAUUUGUUGUACUUGUUAUCAAAGAAUUGGAUCUGGAAUUCAACAUCCCUGUAAUAAGAGAGACAUUGUACAGAACCUAAAAACACUGCUAAUGUCAACAGGUUUAAAAACAGUUGAGCAAGUACUUAGCAAAUCUCUGAAAGAAAUUCAACAAUUUAAAAACAUUGAGUUAGAUAACACUGUUACUUUGUCGACUGGAGGAACUCCUUUAAGUCUUCAGAUAGGGAAAAAGCCAACCCUUAAAACUAUCUCUACCCAAACUUUCUAUAAUAUCAAAAGAAAGCAUGAUAUGUCAGACUAUACUAUUGAUUCAAUAGCAAUGGAAUUAAGAAAAUAUUUGGGUAGAUUAGGUGUGGAAUCUAAUUCUUCCAAAUAAAUUAAGAUAAUGUCACAUGCCUUAAAUAACUAUUACUCAGUGGAAAAAGUGGAAUUUCUAUCCAAAAAUAAAGUUAAAGAAAAUAAAACUAUUGAAACUGUCAUUAAAGAUCUAGUGUAUGUCAAAGAUCCAGUAUCUCUAGUUAAUCAUGUUUGCAUUGCUAGGGGGCUAGAAGUCGAAAACGUUAUUAUUCGUAUAGGAAUAGAUAGUGGCCAAGGAUCUUUAAAAGUUAUUAUGAAUGUUUUUAACAGAGAAGUAAAUUAUGACUCCAAAGAAACCAAGAAUACUGGAGUGAACAAAGUUAUAAUAUUGGCUUUUGCCAAAAAUGUUUGCGAAAGCCACACAAAUCUUCAAAUUCUGAUAGAAAAAACAAAGCUAAGCAAUUUAAAGUUUUACCUUGCUGCAGAUCUUAAAUUAUGCAACAUAGUUUUGGGUUUGUCAGGACAUGGGGGAAAAUAUUCGUGUUUAUUUUGUGAUGGUGAUAAAACUAAUCUUGGAGAACUGAGAACCUUUAAUAUGCUUAAGAACACGUAUAAAAACUUUGCUGAAAGUGGAUUUAAAAAAAGCUCCAUGCAACUCUAUAAGAAUGUUAUACAUCCAUGUCUCCUGGUUGAGUCUGGAGAGAUGUAUGUGCUUGAUGGCAUCCCUCCUCCAGAACUUCAUUUAAUGAUGAAGAUUAUAACAGAAAUUUCAAAUGUCUUCUAUAAGGAACCUGAUGUUGCUCUUUGGUUAAAAAAGCAUGGAAUUAUUUGGCAUGGGUAUAAUGGAGGUGGACUGGAUGGUAGAAAUGCUAACAAAAUACGAAAGCUUUUGCCAGAUUUGGAAAAAAUUAUCUUAGAUAACUUUACUUC
Hydra vulgaris (swiftwater hydra) is the source of this 1690-nucleotide messenger RNA. NCBI's taxonomy places the organism in Eukaryota, Metazoa, Cnidaria, Hydrozoa, Anthoathecata, Hydridae. The record is from RefSeq and is a predicted model, not a curated record.